Messenger RNA from Taeniopygia guttata (zebra finch), 1195 nucleotides. The record is from RefSeq and is a predicted model, not a curated record. NCBI's taxonomy places the organism in Eukaryota, Metazoa, Chordata, Aves, Passeriformes, Estrildidae.
CGGAAGCUCCCUCGCACUCCGGACCUGCAGCGCUUCCACGCCCCUUUGAGGCCAUCUUCUUUUCGACGGGCGUCCUUUGUGAAUAAGGAUGGCUGCCCACAUGUCACCAAUCCGGGAGAAACAUCAGGAAUCACCCCACUGCACCCAGCUGGCCGUCGCCGUGGCCUUCGUCAUCCUGUGGCUACAAGCGGCGGACGGCUGGAUUGUUCAGCAGCCGAAGGAGAACGUGUGGGUCACGCUUGCCAAGUCCUUGCAGCAGGACAAUCUAUGUUUGGCCAUGGGCAGUGUGGACAACCCCUUGUCCACAUGCCUGGUGGGGGUUCCCCUGGUUGCCGACGAUUGGCCAGUUUUCAACUCCGACCUACUCCGAACCACGGGUAAGAGACCCAACCCGGUCGACACUUGGGACGAGUGGACCAAAAUUUUGUCUAAUAGCAAAGAGGAACCCCAAGAAUUGGACCUGCUGGGGUCCUCUCACGCAGAAUACUGCGUCAAAUUUUAUUAUAGGAGGCCAAGUCAGAAUUGGCAUGGACUUGACUUGGCCAAGAAUACGUAUAGAAAAGACGUUACACCUUUGAGCAAAAAAUAUAAUAGCCAAACCUGGUGCAAUUACACCAGCCAGGUGGUUUCGGUUUCGUCCACACGUCCUAAGGUGUUGCCCAAGGGGAUGUUUCUUAUCUGUGGGGACAGAGUGUGGUCAGGCAUUCCCUCUCGGCUCCAGGGAGGACCAUGUAGCCUUGGCAAGCUUGCGACUCUAACUCCAAAUAAAACCCAGAUUUUAGAAUGGAGGAAGGAAAAACAAUUGGCCCGCAAGAAACGUUCAUACGACCAAUUCGAUUCAAAUUGUGAUUCGCAGUUGUACAAUUGGGGCAAGACCAAGAGAAUCGCUGCGUCCAUAUUCCUUCCAUGGUACGCAGCAGCAAAAGCCCUUGGUGAGCUUUCUCACCUGGAGUGCUGGGUAAACAAGAAUGCCAACGCUACGUCGGCCGCCCUCUCAGACCUCUUGGCGGAUGAACAGACCACCAGGCAUGCAACCCUCCAAAAUCGGGCUGCGAUAGACUUUUUACUUUUAGCCCAUGGCCACAGCUGCGAGGACUUUGACGGGCUUGUGCUGCUUCAAUCUGUCAUCGAGAAGCAAAUCCAUCCAGGCCCACAUCCAACAGAUAAGAGAGCAAGUAAAGGACUUAAAGACUGA